Molecule: messenger RNA, 1570 nt
Organism: Venturia canescens
Lineage: Eukaryota; Metazoa; Arthropoda; Insecta; Hymenoptera; Ichneumonidae
Product: coiled-coil domain-containing protein 112-like
Exons: 6
Coding region: 16-1437 (473 amino acids)
Source: RefSeq, a predicted model, not a curated record
GUCAAAUCGAACAAAAUGCGAUCGUCAGCACAAAAAGAAUACAUUAAAUCGUCAAUGAAAUUGAAACGGCAGGAGGAAAUGAUUGAGAAGAUGUUGGAGCAUUGCUUAGAAAACAUGAAAUUGGAUCCGGGAAUAAUGCGAGUUUUGAAGGACGAGCGAUGUUUCCGUGCCCUUGAAAGAAAAAAGUGGGCAACUCCGGUCCAAACGUUAGCCCGCGAUACCGAAAAAUCUCUCGACGAUAUCAAGAUGUCGAUGAGAGAUAUGCAAGAGGACCGAAAAAUCGACAUCGAGAGCUUUAGAGACAAACUCAUGUCCCUUGCGAGCAAAUUUCGUGAAUUCGAAAAAGAUACGACUAUGGAAGCACUGGCGAACGAAGAGAUGGAACUGGAUCGAGAGAUCAGUCUGCUGCCACUCGAUUCGAUGAAAAAAGAAAAUCGAACCUCGUGCCGACGCAAAAAAAGCAGAGAAAACAAUGUUACGGAUUUCCAGGAUUACAGAGGAGCCAAAGAUUUCGAUGCAUUGAUAGCGAAAACAGGUCACACUCAGUACUGGAGCGAGCCGGACCACUUGUUUUUUUUAAAAGUACGAAAGAAUUGUGAAAAUAUGACAUCGCUCGUAUCCGCAAUAAGAGCAAGGUGUCCAGAUUUGACAGCUGAACGAAUAAUAAAUCACGAAGCUUGGUACAAAGUGUAUCUCGAUUUGCGUGAAAAGCAGAGAAACGCGAUACGCGAAUGGCGUGAAAAUCGAGAGGCGAAAAAACAAGGAAAUAGAGCGAAGGGUGAUUCGGAGACUGAAAGUUGUGAGGAUGGUGAGAAGAAUGUCAGAGCUCGCGAAUCGUUGGUUAAUCGUCGAAAUUCGAAUGCAACGAUGCCGAAAAAUAAGACUCGUUUGGGUGGAAAAAACGAAGCAAGUAUGGCGAAAAAAGAAUUGGUAAAGCGUUGGAAAGCCGAGAAGAAAAAAGCAAUGUCUCUGGAAUCUGAACAAUCCCGUUCGGAAAUGGAGUCUCUUGGAACGCGGAAAGAAAAUCGCCGAUUGGCACGUGCCGCAGCAAUUAAAACUACGGUCGUUGCUUAUAAAGCAUCGAAAAUGGAAAAUACCACUUCAAGCUCGACUGCGAGCGUUGCGGAGUCCGAACGAGUGGCCUCAAAGACAAAACUCCUUAAAAUGUUGAAAAGUUACAGAUCCCAAGACGAGGAAUUCUUGAGAAGAAGAAAAGCGAUGCUGGAGAAGAAAAAAAUGCGCCCGAGUACAGUGGUGGCGAACAGCAGAGUCGACAGUCGUCCUAUCGCGGUGGUAUCGACGUUGCUGAAUCCGACGAAGGUUUGGCUGGAGAAGUGCAAAAAAGCCCCGAAAGAUCCGAAUGAGGCAGUUCUGUCCCGAGGCUUCUGUUACGUCAAGGAUAUUUCAAAAUUGGGCACAUAUCGGGGCACGUGGUGAAACCGCGAAUCCGGAUGAGAUGAUUCGUCCCUCCGAUCGUCGUCAACAACAACAUUGGAGAUCAACUGUUUCAUCAUCGCGAUAUAAAAUUUGAAAACAUUUGUAUUUUUGGAGUAAAGAAUUUGCAUUCCUC